Arabidopsis lyrata subsp. lyrata is the source of this 586-nucleotide messenger RNA. RefSeq lists its product as uncharacterized. The coding region runs from base 170 to 439 and encodes 89 amino acids. The transcript has a single exon. The record is from RefSeq and is a predicted model, not a curated record. NCBI's taxonomy places the organism in Eukaryota, Viridiplantae, Streptophyta, Magnoliopsida, Brassicales, Brassicaceae.
AGGGUAUGAUGUUUUUAAACACGUGGCAGCAACAAAUAAACCGAAACGCACCGUUUUGAGGGUUAGAGGAGGUUAUUAAACGUGAAAGGUUUCGCCACUUUUGUGUUUCAUGCAUUAGUACACGAAACGUUGUCUCUAAUUCUCGGGGAAACGACACAACCGUAGAUUGAUGUCUGAAUCUGUUUAUAUAACUUCUCCAAGUAGAGACACUAACACAGAAUCGAUCACAACUCGUAACGAAAAGAAGAUGAACAACAUAAUGGCGAAUGAGUAUGGAUUCGGGAUGGGUUCGGUUUUGGCGAUUGUUGUCGUUGCACUAAUGUUACUGAUUCUUCCGUUGAUGAUGGGACCGGUAACUGCUCCAUCUCCUCUACUUAUCUUGAUGUUCCCGGUCGUAUUGCUCUUUGUGUUUCUCUAUCUCCAUUUUACUUCCAAGUGAUCAAACAUCGAUCUCUUUCUAUGAAUAUCGUGUAAUAUGUAGUAUGUAUUUAAUUUAUUGGAUCGUACAUUGAACUAUGUUUUUGGUUAUACAUUCGUAAAACAAACAUUGUAUUUGUUCUAUGAUGUAUAAUAUUUCUUCAAAUUG